GUAUUAAAAAAAAUAAUAAUAAAACAAAAAAAUAAAAUACCAAAACCAAAAAAAAUAAAAAAACAAACAGCUCAGUAUUAAAAAAAAAAAAAAUUCCCCAUUCCCUUUCACGAUGCUUUUCACGAUGCUCUUUCCCAUUCCCUUUCCCACCAUCAACCAUCGAUCAUCUACCUUCUUGAGAACACCGACGACGACAUCGCAACGUCCUUUCCCAUUCCCUUUCACGAUGCUCUGGCUUUCCCAAUCCUCUGCCUUUCCCAUCGCAUCCGAUAUCUCCUUCCUCAGACCACCGAUCUGCCUAACACCAUCGAUCUCCUUCAUCAGACCACCGACAACGGCAUCGCAUCCACCAUACCCACCAUUGCAUCCGAUAUCUCCUUCCUUAGACCACCGAUUUGCCUAAGACCAUCGACCUCACCCAUAUCCACUUCGCUCAGCUUCCACUCUUCCUCAGACCAGAAACGGAGCCCCAUUUGCCGUGGGUCUCAUCCAGCCCAGCACAGCCCCAUUUGCAAUGGGCUGGGUCGGUUGUAUGUCGAUCGGCAAUACAACCGACCCAGCCCGUCGAGACCGGCCCAAAGUGGAAACUGAGCGAGGUGGAGUUAUCAGCUUGCUUCCUGAUAAUCUUAGCGAAAUUGGUGUGGAGUACGUUGAGGAGAGUAUAACUUAUCGUCAACAAGUGGAACAAGAGUUUAUAUUGAUUUGGACAUUCCUGAGACUGCUGAAUUCAAAGAUCAGCUGGUGAAAAAUAACCAACCAAUAGUACAAAUGCCCAAGCAAUUCAAACCACAAGUAACAAUUGAAGAAGAGAUGAACAUCAACAGAAGAACCAUAAGUGUAAUAAAAAAAAUUAUGUGGGACUCUGAUAAUGAGGAAACGAUCUUUACCUGUCAAGGAAAGAUUAUAAACAUUGACAUAGAUCAUUCUGGUUGGUACUUUAUCUCUUGCGAAGUAUGUCGUAGAAAGGUAAAAUCAAGAGAUAAAUUUUUAUGGUGUCACAAUUGCAACAAAAAGGCAUGCUUCCCAAUCCCAAGGUAUAGAAUUCAAUUAAAGGUUGAAGAUAGCUCAGGAAUGGCCACAUUCAUUUUAUUUGAUUCAGAAGCAGAAAAAUUACUCAACAUAUCAGCCAAAGACUUUUUGAAUAAAUCUUUAGAGGAGCCCGAUGAAGUCAUCCUUCCUGUGCAAAUAGAAAAUCUGAAAGGAAAACAAUUUGUUUUCCAAAUACAACUAAAUGACUAUAAUCUCAACUAUGGAUGGGAAUUCUACACUAUCAAGAAACUUUUUGACUCUUUUGAAGAAACUGACAAAGCAAUUCAGCUUGAUAAAAUGACAGAAGUUUACAUCAGUGAUUCUUCAAAUGAAUGUAGCAACAACUUAUCAAUUGAAGAAGAUGGUGAUUGUACAAAAUUUCAAAAACUUGAUGUUCAAACAAAUGUGCAACUCACACCAACAUCUGUACUUCAGGAAAACAAAAGGGCAUAUUCAGGGACUACUACAAAGCAACAAAGGAAGAAGAUACAAAAAACACUUUAAAGUUGUCUUUCAAUCUCUAAGAUUUUCUAUGCACAAUUUGGUUUUAAUGAAUUUGUGAUUUUAAUACUAAAGACGUAUUGGAACAAAGGAAAUUUUUUUUGCUUUUAUGCACAAUUUGGUUUUAAAUUGAAACAAAGAGGAAUUAAACUCUUAUAUUUAGUUAUUUGAGGAUUUUUUUUUUACUAUAGCGUUAAUUGUUUGUCUAUAUACAUCUAAUUUCUAAAUAUUGUAGUGUUCAAUAUUGUUUGAAUUGUAACUUAUCAUGUAUAAAUAAUUUAUUUUGAAUUUUAAGUAAUUAAUAUUUGCAUUGGUA
Molecule: messenger RNA, 1846 nt
Organism: Quercus robur (English oak)
Lineage: Eukaryota; Viridiplantae; Streptophyta; Magnoliopsida; Fagales; Fagaceae
Product: replication protein A 70 kDa DNA-binding subunit B-like
Exons: 8
Coding region: 769-1533 (254 amino acids)
Source: RefSeq, a predicted model, not a curated record